This is a messenger RNA of Podarcis raffonei (Aeolian wall lizard), 1187 nucleotides long. Its product is annotated as waprin-Enh1-like. Gene Ontology annotation, cellular component: extracellular region. Gene Ontology annotation, biological process: negative regulation of peptidase activity. Gene Ontology annotation, molecular function: peptidase inhibitor activity. The record is from RefSeq and is a predicted model, not a curated record. NCBI's taxonomy places the organism in Eukaryota, Metazoa, Chordata, Lepidosauria, Squamata, Lacertidae. The transcript is spliced from 4 exons. Bases 14 to 358 code for a protein of 114 amino acids.
UCCUGAAGGCAACAUGAAGACACUGACUGUCCUUCUCCUUGUGGGGCUUCUGGCCCUUUGGACAGAAUUACCCUCUGCAACUUGUUACAGAAUAGGGAUGUGCCCAGGAAAUCCAUUUCGGUGCUCCAUGCCAGGAAUUAGUCGUUGCAGGAGUAACUAUGACUGCCCACGUAACCUCCAGUGCUGCAACUACAGAUGUGCCAGGGUCUGCAGAGCUCCAUCACCAGUGAUAUCUUGGUAUUGCCCACGGAAUCCAUUUAGGUGCACUGUCCCAGGAAUUGAUCGUUGCAGAACUGACUAUGACUGCCCAGGAAGACAAAGGUGUUGCUACUACAAUUGUGCCAGGUCCUGCAGAUAAGAAUAACAUCCUGUUGGCGCGCCUGAAAUGCAACACCUGUGCCUGAAAUUCGCCCAAUUAUUCAUCUUUUCAUCAUGCAGGGAAACCACUUUCUACCCAACUGAAUGCAAAUAAAGGGUUUAUCUGAGUCAGAGUAGAUCCAUUGAAACCAAUUGACUUUUGUUCGUAAAUCAAAUUAUUUUUGUGAGUCCGUUCUGAGUAUGACUUAGGUGGAUACCACCAAUAGUCUUUUGUUUUCGUUGUUGGCAUUUCUCAUCUGAGUCUCAGGACAUCAUGUGGAAGGAGGACAGAAGUGAAGGAACAUGUUUUUACUCGUUACUUAAAAUAUUGGUGGUCAGCUAUAACGUCUCCUUGGAGAUUUUCUUGAAUGGGCCACAUAUUGACCAAGAAGCUCAGAUGAAACAGGAGCAUUUCUGUACAUUCAUCUAUUGAACUAUAAAAAUGGACCUUGCUCUUGUGAUUGACAGCGAAGGAGUCAUAAUCUGCAGCAAAAUGUGUUACAUAGUAGGUUAUGGGCUAUUGGUUAUUUAAACUGAAUAUACAACUUCUAACACUGAGCAAGCUUCCAGAUUCAUCCCAGUGGGUGAGAAAUUCCAUGUGGUUAUAACUCUGACAGCUUAUUUCCAGUUCUUGCAUCAAUCUGGGAAAUGUUUAUGCAACAAGAAAUUACCUUGCAACACCAGUAUUUACAAACACCGUCAUCACAAAAUAGGAAGCUUUCCUCCUGCGGAUCCAGGACUCAUUUAUCUCUCUCUCUCUCUCUUUGAAACUAUAAAUGAAAAAGUCAUACAAUUACACUUGCAGAAGAAAUAAAUGUAUAUGCUUCAAA